UUAUCCAAUGAUAAUUUAUUUAUAAUUCUAUUUGUAUCAACUGUUAGGAAUCAAUAGAGAAGCAAAUUGUCUUAACAGCAGAAGUGACAGAAAGAAACGAAGUAGUAACGUCUCUGCAAAAGCAAGUAGCUAUGUUACAAGAGCAAUGUCGUUCUACAAACAUGCAAAUUCAUUUUAAAGAAGGCAUUAUUAAAGAAAUGCGAAGAAAAUUAAGACAAGCUAAGUUUCUAUAUUCUAACUUCUUUCCUUAUACUUGUAAUCGUUAUGACAAAGUUACUAUUGACAAUCAAGAAAUGGAAUCUUUUUAUAAAUUAUGUGAGAAAAUUAUGAUACCAAAAAUGAUGUAUACAUCUGCUGAGCACAAUAAUGAUUCGUUUUUGCAAACUUACAUUAACAAUAUUUUAAAUCAUAAUAAAUUAACAAAAGAUGUAUCUAUAAUGAAAACAAAACACAAUAAUUUAAAAACAAAAAUAAUAAAUUGUCAUAAGAAUACUAAAUAUAAUAAAAUUGAUAUGCAUAAGAGUUUUCAUGAUAUUGAUAAAAAGAUCUUGAAAUAUAGCAAAAAGCUACCAUCUGUUAAUACACACAAACAAUUAUUAAACAACAAAGAUACUUCUAUUUUCGAAAAAUCUGAAAAUUAAUGUACGUUUUUCAGUAGAUAUAAUAAUUGAAAUGUUAAAUCAUUAUUUUAACAUUUAGUUUAUAAGUUAUUAAUAAUAUAUUAUAUAUUAUAUGUAAAGUUGGUCCCUUUUAUAUUAUAUUUCAAUAUGAUUGCCUUUUAUUUCUAACAUUUACAUCAAAAUAAUUAAUAUUUCAUUUGCAUUUAACAUAUUU
Molecule: messenger RNA, 834 nt
Organism: Bombus huntii
Lineage: Eukaryota; Metazoa; Arthropoda; Insecta; Hymenoptera; Apidae
Exons: 2
Coding region: 132-641 (169 amino acids)
Source: RefSeq, a predicted model, not a curated record